UUAUUACCGUCAUCUAUAUAAGGCAGAGUAGGGCAAAAGCAGUAACCGUUAAGCUCAUUGCCUCUUCCCAUUAUAAAUUUUACUUCCUCUUCUGCCUACUCACGGUAUUCAAUGGCCAAGACACAAGCCAGUCUCCUCCUUCAGAAGCAACUCAAAGAUCUUUGUAAGAAACCAGUUGAUGGAUUCUCUGCUGGUUUGGUUGACGAGUCCAAUGUUUUUGAAUGGAGUGUCUCCAUUAUGGGACCUCCUGAUACUUUAUAUGAGGGAGGUUUCUUUAAUGCCAUAAUGACUUUUCCUGACAAUUACCCUUUGAGCCCUCCAACUAUGAGGUUUACAUCCGAAUUGUGGCACCCUAAUGUUUACCCUGAUGGUAGGGUCUGCAUAUCUAUUCUUCAUCCACCUGGUGAUGACCCAAAUGGCUAUGAGCUUGCAACUGAGCGCUGGACCCCAGUACAUACGGUUGAGAGCAUAGUUUUGAGUAUUAUCUCUAUGCUUUCCAGCCCAAAUGAUGAGUCUCCGGCAAAUGUUGACGCUGCGAAAGAGUGGAGAGAAAGAAGGGAUGAUUUUAAGAAGAAAGUAAGUCGCUGCGUGAGAAAAUCACAAGAAAUGCUAUAACUUAAAACUUUCUAAGAACAUCAUUGGCAUUUCUUGCUGUGUGUACAAUUCAAACUAAGUUUUUGUUUUCUUGCGGCUAUCUUUUACCCAUUUGGCAUUUCUUCAAUAUAAACUUCUAUAUACUUUCUGUGUUA
Mangifera indica (mango) is the source of this 749-nucleotide messenger RNA. Its product is annotated as ubiquitin-conjugating enzyme E2 14. NCBI's taxonomy places the organism in Eukaryota, Viridiplantae, Streptophyta, Magnoliopsida, Sapindales, Anacardiaceae. The coding region runs from base 112 to 615 and encodes 167 amino acids. Gene Ontology annotation, molecular function: ubiquitin conjugating enzyme activity. The record is from RefSeq and is a predicted model, not a curated record. Gene Ontology annotation, biological process: ubiquitin-dependent protein catabolic process; protein polyubiquitination. The transcript is spliced from 6 exons.